AUGUCCACCACUUAUGCCGUUGCCCAGCCUCAGGCCCCUAACUUGCUCCAACCCCCUCAAGAAUUAAUACGAAAGCGCCGAAAACUUGCUUCCCGUGCUCUUCCAGAUGCUGUCGUCCGAGAGUCAGAGAAAGUGGAUCACGGACGCGGACUUCGUAAGCGGAUCGAACUGCAGGAUGGACUACAAAAAAUGAUCAAGACUCGAAAGACUCUUCGCGUCUUUAUUUCGCAUACUUGUGCAAACCAGGCCUGGCAAGCGUCGGAAAACACAGCACCUCCAAAUUUCGAGACAGGCGAAGGUGUGCCUAGCUGGACGCUUCGUAUACAAGGGCGCCUCCUCGAGCCAGAAGGAGCGAACAGCGAAGGUGCUGGCGCUUCGACUUCCGCACCAAAAUUCUCGACAUUUCUCAAAGCUAUGAGGGUUGAGAUUGAGCGUGAUCAGUCACUGUAUUCUGAGCCGAAUCACACCGAGUGGCACAACGCACCACAAGAACAACCUGUCAAUGGUUUCAAUAUUACACGCCGUGGUGACCAACCUCUCACGCGAAUUCGUAUUAUGCUUCAUCUCGCGCCCAGCGAUCCCUCCCUCGUCCGCUUCAAGCUUUCUCCUCAGCUCGCUCAUCUCUUGGACAUGACCUCCGCUACCCGACCGGAUGCCAUUUCUGCCAUGUGGAACUAUGUCCGUUCUCGUGGAUUAUUUGACAAGGUAGACCGACGGAAAGUUAGGUCGGACGAAGGGUUGCGAACGAUUGCGAACGCCGACAUGUUCGAUUUCCACCAUAUCCCGGAUAUUGUCACGCGCCACCUUGUGCAGCAAGAGCCGAUCAUUCUAAAUUAUGAGCUCAAGCUCGAAGCCAACAACCCCAAACCGUCGCCUAAAGCCUACGAUAUUGUCAUCGAUGUCGACGAUGUAGUACUCAAAACCAAGCUUCAAGAAGCCUAUACCGCAAUCGCACAGGGUGACCAGCCCGAAAUACAGAAUCUCGAAGAAAAAACAAACCAAAUCAUUAGCCAAAUCAACGCCUUGUCCCUCAAGCGCGAAUUUUGUAAAUCGUACGCUGCUAACCCUCAGCAAUUCAUCCAUCGUUGGAUUGCGAGUCAAUCUCGGGAUCUAGAUGUUAUCCUCGGCCAAGGUGGAAUGGCAGGGACCGGAAACGCCAAACCAGGAAUCAACCUGGAGAUGAGGAUCUACGGAGGAGCGAGUUCUUCCGACUUCCAUGGGUGCGCGAGGCGAUUGGGGUUUAUGAAGGCAGUCGGAGUCUACGAGUUCCGGAUGGUGCCACUCGAUAGACGUACCCAGUGUGAGCGGAGAAUCCAUGUGUCUCUGGAUCUUGGAAAUCUCGCCGCGACUAUCGCCCUUGCCUCUGAGGCAUUGGCUGCUGCUGCAGAAGCAUUGGCGGAAGCAGCAAGGGCGAUAUCUACAGUGGGUGAUACAUUUAAAAAUGACGAAGACGCCAAUUCAACUAGCAAUGUUACUCUUCCGAUUAACAUACCUGAUAAACCUGGAAAUUCAAGCUUGGAAAGGGAUCAAGCAAUCAUCACAGAAUCAAAUCACUCCCAAUCAGACCAUAAUAAUCAAAGCAAUUCAUUGGCCAGCAGAACCACCAACCCCAGUCAUUUAUCUAUGGGAGUACCGACUUAUCAUUCUAACACUCAGCAGCCCGAAAAAGCUGCUGGUCCAUCGAGGUUGACCCCGGCGCCGGAGCGUGAGCUGAAUAAUAAAUCGAUUACGCUGCCGCCUUCGCCGUUGCAUCAACCCGAAGUAGUCAUUCUACCCAAUACGACGCUCACUCGGGCUGCCGAAAAGAGCUGGGCAAGUGACCGGAAUCGCCAAGUCGACUUCUCAGGAUAUUUUAUUGACCCCAUCCAACAAUUGCUUGUUGAAUUGGGGGUGGAUGCAAGAGUCGCAGCCAGACUGUAUUUUGCAUUGGACUCAGCCCGCAGCGUUUACUUUUUUACCACUCGGAAUGUGGUAAAUAGUCUACCUAGAACAAUUCUAGCUUGUGUGUUGGUAGUUGGCGAGAACUCUUUUGAUGCAAAUGCUCAUGGAGUUGUGCCGUAUCCGAAGGCCACAAAUCGCAUCGCAAUCGCUUCCAGUGGCUCCAGUAGCCCCAGCGACCCCAGUGGUACCCCAUCCUCAACCACAGCCCUCACCCGCACCCAGAUUGAAUGUACCGACCCCCAGCUCUCAAACACCCCAAUUCAUUUCAAUAACCCAAGAACAAACCCGGUUACACUUCCAGCUGGAAAUUAUUACAUUGUUCUAGAGGAAGCAACCCAUCUCAACGUUAUUCCAUUGAUUGCGUGCAUUGCCUCGAAUACCAAGAAGGUAAUUUGUCAUAUCCCUGAAGGCGAGGAUGUGAACCGUUACCAUACUCUUCUCAAAUAUAUCGCCAAUCUCAACGUGAUUGUAGGAAAGGGCAAAAAGACCAAAGGGCCGACGCAGGAGCUAAAAUCGAAAACGAACGGUAUCUUAAUCAAAAAUAUUGUACCUGAAUGGAAUUCAUUCUGGUCCAAGUCACUUGUGGACGCCAUUAUCUAUUUCGGAGUUCCUUUAGACCUGACUUAUUACUUGAACGAAUGCAAUCUCAAAGUCGAUUAUUCGUACUUGAUCCUUACCCGAACACAGUAUUAUAGCAUCCAGUCCAAACUAUCUUCUCAUCGACGGCUGCAGCAGCACCCACUCAUCCGAGGCUCUGAGAGUUUUAAACCAGGAGACGAUCUGGCUGCGACGAUUGCUUUAGCUUCAGAUGCAUUGGCCGCCGCCGCGGAAGCUUUAGCUGAGGCAUCAAGAGCAAUGUCUGAUGUCAGUAGCAAGUUUAACAGGAGGGAAAUGCCCGAAUCUUCAAGUACAAUUCCACAAUUGGUGGAGAUAGGAGAGCAGUCAGGUUUGGUAGAUAACUCAACCAACAACAAGAAUCAACAUGCCGAGCCAGAACUCCAUGCAGACUCACAAAUCGGACUGGGUACCCUUGAAACUACAUCUCGACCUUCCUCAGUCUUAUCAAUAUCAUCGGAAUCCGAUAGCGAAGUGGAGGUCACAUCUGAUUCUUUUCUAUCACACGGGCAAGUUUCAGGACCUUCUUGCUUUCAAGCUGAAACGACCAAUAACUUGCAUGGCUCGUGUACUGAGACUGGUAGCCAACUCUACGAUCAGCUCCCAUCACCUGCACCUCCCAAUCCGAAUUCACGAAUACUCCCCACCCGCUACUCUAGCGACAAACGAGAUCAAGGCCUCCCGCUUUAUUUUUCCAGGCUUUUAGAGGUCAUGGGCUCCUAUCCUAAGAUUCCACCAGGUCGAAAUUACAUCUACUUUGACCAGGAUUCGGAAGGACUCGCGUUUGUUGCCUAUAUGGCGCUUCAUGCCAAUAGAAUGAUUUGUAUAAUUCCAGACGACAUGGUGGACGGCUUUUCUAGAUUGCUUGAAUCACUUACGCACGCAAAUGUCCAUCGUGCUGAUACGCCAGAUCAAUUUACUCGCAUUUCGACCGAAAUUGGCCCCUUCGAUAUGAGUUAUUGCGACAUCUUCUGUACCUCAAGUAGCAAGUUUAUCCUCAAUGCUGCCUCAUGCUUGCUUUUAUCUCCAGAUUGUACUAUUCACUGGGGAUUGCCAUCCAGUUCUUACUACUAUAUUGCCCUUGCUACACUUCCUCCAACCGCUCGAAAUUGUGUCAUGGAAAUCGGGGAGUAUCAUUUUGACGAGAGUACACAUAUGAUACAGCCAUAUCCUCAAGCCGUAAUAGAUACUUGCUUUCAACCGAAUUCUCCUUUCGAGGCGUUGCUCAGAGUCUCUUCUCGGCUCGUUUCUGGGUUCGGCCCUCCCAAUUACAUGGAAACGGACCCAUUUCCAGCCGGCACGUAUCUGUACCCAGGUCCUUUGGGCCUAAAUGACACUUCGACAUUGGUUCCUUUACAAAGCCAUUGGGACGUUAGCGAAUCCUUCCCUCCCGGGCAUUUUUACAUCGUGCUUGACAACUGGGACGACAUAGAGAUCAUUCCUAUUAUCGGAUACAUCAGCUCAAUGGUCAAUAAAGUGAUUUGCUGUAUACCUUCAAGGCAGAAUGUUGAGAACUACUCGAGAUUGGUAUGA
Molecule: messenger RNA, 4089 nt
Organism: Rhizoctonia solani
Lineage: Eukaryota; Fungi; Basidiomycota; Agaricomycetes; Cantharellales; Ceratobasidiaceae
Product: SWI/SNF complex protein
Exons: 31
Coding region: 1-4089 (1362 amino acids)
Biological process (GO): regulation of transcription by RNA polymerase II
Cellular component (GO): nucleus; SWI/SNF complex
Source: RefSeq, a predicted model, not a curated record